CAUGUAUAGCACUCAAUCUUUAACGGAAAGCAACGAGUUGGAUGAUUACAAAACAUUACUAGACACGGGAAUGAGACAGAGGAUAAAGCAAAUUGCAAAGCUAUUGAUGGUUCUCAUCCUACCUGUUGCAACUUUGAUAGUUUUUGCCGGUAUACAAACAGCUUCAGCAAUUCGAGAAGAGUCAAGAGCAUCGCGAGCAGCAUCCGAUCUACAGCAAUAUUUUCUCAUCGAUCAGUUAAUAACCAACCUGCAAGUUGAGCGUGGUAUUACAGCAACAUAUUUGAGUUCAAAUGAAACAAAUAAAGAUGCUUAUGAAAAAAUGCUUCAUAUACAAAAUGCUACCACCAAGAUAUUUUACAGUGUAGAAACUUGGCCAUCUGGAGGAUUAAAGGUUAGAGAAGAAAUAUAUGAAACAAAAGAAGAUCUUCUUAAUAAAAUUAUUGAAUUUCGAAAAAAACCUCAAAAAAAUGUGAAUGGCACAAUGUUUUAUUAUACUUAUAUAAUCAACGAACUGAUGUCAUGGACAGCACGUUUCAUAGAUUUACCAAUCGGUUUAAAAAAUUUCGAUCUAGUUGCAAUAGUGGCUCUCUUAGCUUCUGGAAACGAAAUUGGAAUUCAAAGAGGCUUUGUAUGUUGGAAACCUGACAAGUUAUCAUAUUGUAAAAUAUUAAAUUAUUUAAAUAAUACUUGUCAGGGUUCCUCCUGGAUAACUAGCUGUAAUAUGUCUCCAAAUGAUUUGGCAUAUUUGACAAAAGCAACUAAUCAAAAUGAUCUAUGGUUGAGAUUAUCAUUCAUGUAUAGCUCAUAUGUUGAAAAGACACACAAGUUGAAAAUCAAGGAAAUAUCAAAUAUUUUUACUUCCAUCUUAACAAUAAAAGAGUUUUUAAUGGGCUCGAAUUUCGUAAAUGACUGUUUAAAAUUUAGCUCUGCAGAAAGAAAUGAAUUGGCUAAUAAAUGGUUUGAACACAACACUAUAUACUUGGAUAAAAUACAAGAACUUCGAGUAGAAUUAUCCGUUAAGAUUAAAGAAGAAAUUGAAGAUAUUGUGAAUAGUACUAAAAGAAUUCAAAUAAUUUAUACAACAGUAUUGACAGCAGUCGUUUUAAUUUGUAUUUCUCUUUGUAUUUGGUACACUCACUGCGUAAACUCGUUAACAUAUAAAGUAGCCUCGUAUGCAGUUCAUAAAGCUGAAAAGUCUAAAGAACUAGCAAAAGAAAAAAAAAAAACAGAAGUGCUACUUUACCAGAUGCUACCCAAAUCCGUUGCAGAAUCUCUAAAGAAAAAGAAACCAGUUAAAGCGGAAUUCUUUGAGAGUGCAACGAUAUUUUUCAGCGAUAUAGUUGGAUUUACCGAGAUUGCAGCAAAGAGUAGCCCUCAAGAGCUAGUUGAAUUAUUGAACGGUCUAUACAGCAUGUUUGAUAAGACUAUUGGAAAAUAUAACUUGUAUAAGGUUGAAACUAUUGGUGAUGCUUAUAUGGUUGCAUCUGGCGUACCUGAACCAUUUAAACAACACGCUCAGGAAAUGUGUAUUUUUGCGUUGGAGAUAAGAGAGUCGUUGAGUCAUUGCUAUGUUCCCCAUCUCCCAGAUGAAGUACUGUAUGUUCGAAUAGGAAUUCAUUCAGGGCAAUGUUGUGCUGGAAUUGUUGGAAUAAAAAUGCCUAGAUAUUGCCUCUUCGGAGAUACAGUUGAGAUUUUCUUUAUUAAAUUUGUUCAAGCAUAG
Messenger RNA from Dimorphilus gyrociliatus, 1720 nucleotides. The record is from the annotation of a GenBank genome assembly. Lineage: Eukaryota; Metazoa; Annelida; Polychaeta; Dinophilidae.